CCCCUCUCUCUUUUCUAUCUGCUUCUAUCCCCCUCUCACACACACACAUUCAGGUGCUGCUCUUUGACAACUCUCUGUUUCACAAUUACACACACUCCAAACACACAAACUCAUUACAGGAUUCUUGUUGGUCCACUUUUUUUUCUUUCUUUUUUUUUUUUUCCUUUAGCUGGUGCCAUUGAACUUGAAAUUUUGCCUUCAUGGAGGACUACCACAAACCUGACCAGCAGACAGUGCAGGCGCUGAGGAACAUUGCCAACCGCCUCCGGAUCAACUCCAUCAAGGCGACGACUGCAGCGGGCAGCGGACACCCCACAUCAUGCUGCAGCGUGGCAGAGAUCAUGUCCGUGCUUUUCUUCCACACUAUGAAGUACCGCCCUGAAGACCCGAGGAACUUCAACAAUGACCGCUUCAUCCUAUCAAAGGGUCACGCUGCUCCCGCCUUGUACUCCAUGUGGGUUGAAACGGGAUUCCUGAAGGAGAGCGAUCUUCUCAGUUUGUGCCAGGUUGACUCCACCCUGGAGGGACACCCAACCCCCAAACAACAAUUUGUUGAUGUAGCUACUGGAUCGUUGGGACAAGGUCUUGGUGUGGCCUGUGGAAUGGCUUAUACGGGGAAAUAUUUUGAUAAAUCCAGUUACCGUGUGUACUGCCUGCUCGGGGAUGGUGAAAUGUCGGAGGGCUCUGUCUGGGAGGCCAUGUCAUUUGCCUCCUUCUACCAGCUUGACAACCUGGUGGCUAUCUUAGACAUCAACCGCUUGGGCCAAAGUGACCCUUCACCCCUACAGCAUCAUGUAGAGAAGUACCAGAAGCGUUGCGAGGCUUUCGGUUGGCAUGCCAUCGUUGUGGAUGGCCACAGCGUGGAAGAGCUUUGCAAGGCUUUGAGCCAGCCGCGCCAUCAAUCCACUGCAAUCAUUGCUAAAACCAUCAAGGGAAAAGGCAUUCCAGCUGCAGAGGAUAAGCUGGGCUGGCAUGCCAAAGCUCUGCCCAAAGACAUGGCUGAGAUGGUUAUGAAGGAUCUGCAGAGCCGCAUUAUGAACAGCAGUAAGCAUCUGUAUCCGCCCGCUCCCGUUGAGGACUCCCCACCUGUCAGCCUGAGAAACAUUAGGAUGCCCAGUGCACCCAGCUACAAGACUGGAGAGAAGAUUACUACUCGGAAGGCAUACGGGAUGGCACUGGCUAAAUUGGGCCGCUAUAACGAACGUGUUGUGGUCCUUGAUGGAGACACCAACAACCUCACCUGCUCCGAGAUCUUCAAGAAUGAGCAUCCUAAUCGCUUCGUUGAGUGCUACAUUGCUCAACAGAAUAUGGUCAGUGUCGCCAUGGGAUGUGCUGCCCGGGAGAGGAACAUAGUAUUCGCCAGUACUCUUGCUUCCUUCUUCACUCGUGCCUAUGACCAGCUUCGCAUGGCAACAAUUUCAGACAGCAACAUCAACCUGUGUGGCUCCCACUGCGGUCUGUCCACUGGAGAGGAGGGCCCUUCUCUGAUGGCUUUAGAGGACAUAGCUAUGUUUAGAGCCCUUCCUACUGCAACCAUCUUCUAUCCCAGUGAUGGUGUGUCCACAGAGAAGGCUGUGGAACUGGCUGCAACAACAAAGGGUGUUUGCUACAUCCGAACCAGUCGCCAGGAUAACACCAUCAUCUACAACAGCAACGAAGAUUUCCAUGUUGGUCAGGCAAAGGUGGUGUACCAGAGCAAGGAGGACCAGGUGACUGUGGUUGCAGCUGGAGUGACUCUGCAUGAGGCCCUCGCUGCCGCUGAACAUCUAAAGAAAGAGAGGAUCUUUGUCAGAGUCGUUGAUCCUUUCACCAUCAAACCACUGGACGUCAAAACCAUCAUCGACCACACGCGUGUCACCAGGGGACGAGUCCUCACUGUUGAAGAUCACUACUACGAAGGUGGUCUGGGGGAGGCGGUGUCUUCGGCGAUGGUCAAUGAGUCGGGCUUCAAUGUGCACCGGCUGGCCGUGUCCCACGUUCCCCGCAGCGGCAAACCACACGAGCUGCUUAAGAUCUACGGCAUCGACCGCGAUGCCAUCGCCCAGGCCGUCCGCAAGAUGCUGAGCAGCUCCACCAAUGCCAAGUAACUUUCUCUGUGCCCCACCCGCCUACCCGUUCACUCCCCCGCAGAUGAAAAUAAACAAUCCAGUAUGUUUUUAAUUCACAUGACACCCAAGCUCUUUACAGUCAUUCACUGUGGAUUUUCUUAAAUUGUGUGCUUAAGUGUUGUGAUUUUUGUGCUUUUCACCUUAAAGUAGAGAUCCACGUUAACCUUCUUUUUGUGCAUUUAUCACAUCCCACACGAAUUCAUAGAUAUAUAGGUAAUAAAAUGUGGCCAUAGCUGACUUUGCCAUUGGUGGACCCCCUCCCUCAAAAAAAGAAAAAAAAAGAUUGUUCCAUCUUCAACAUGUGUGAUGCUCUCGUGUGUUUUUUAAUGCUCUUUGAUUGAGCUGUUCAGCUGGAAACGGUUAUGUAUUGUUCUAAUGUUGCUCUUAAGAUUGGGGUGGGGCAUAGGUUUGAAGUAGGUGUUUAUCAUGACGACAGUGUCAGGAAGAAACUAAGUGAGUCGUUGUUGUGUAGAAGGUAGUAGAAAAAAAGAAUGAAACAAAUGUAAGAAGGUCAUACAGAGCAAUCAUACCAAACCACAAUUCAUACAGUACAAAGAUGCCAAUUUUGCGGCUUCAAAAAGUCCUUUCUCCUCAGCACUGUUUUUGUUCUGGAUUUUAAAAGAACCAUGACAAACACACCUCAGGACUGCAGGUCCAUGCAGUGCUGACAGAGAACAGGUUAUAAAAGCUGCGGCUGAGACAAUCAAAGUAGAAUGGUAGCUUGUUACAUCAGACUUAUGAACAUGAGAAUAAACACUUUCUUUGCUACUUGAAAUUUUGUAUGUCGUGUACUUUCAUGUAAUAAAACCCUCUGCAUUUGACUUUGA
This is a messenger RNA of Cololabis saira (Pacific saury), 2935 nucleotides long. RefSeq names its product transketolase a (gene tkta). Gene Ontology annotation, cellular component: extracellular exosome; endoplasmic reticulum membrane. Gene Ontology annotation, biological process: ribose phosphate biosynthetic process; pentose-phosphate shunt, non-oxidative branch. Gene Ontology annotation, molecular function: transketolase activity; thiamine pyrophosphate binding. NCBI's taxonomy places the organism in Eukaryota, Metazoa, Chordata, Actinopteri, Beloniformes, Belonidae. The transcript has 14 exons. The record is from RefSeq and is a predicted model, not a curated record. The coding region runs from base 201 to 2087 and encodes 628 amino acids.